AUGGAUAAACGCAAUGGGAAGUCGCACUCGAAAAAUGAUGAAUUUAAGGAGAUCGAUCUUACCUUAAAACUGGGACCAUCGGAUUACUAUAGCGAGAAUCAAGAUGAACAAAACGACGAUGAAGCUGCGUGCGAACAAGUGAAUGAUAUGGGAAACUGGAAUGUACCAUAUAAUAGUUCAUCUUCUUCUUCUUCAUCGUCAUCAGUAGCAGCACCUUCCAGCUCCACCUACAACUACUUUGCUUAUAAGGGCUCUGUCGCUCACAAUACUAUAACCACUUCUACCCGUAAAAGACAUGUGGUAGACGAUAAAGCUUGCAAAGUCUGUGGCUCUCAGACCACUCCUCUUUGGAGGAAAGGUCCUGAUGGUCCACAGACUCUGUGCAAUGCUUGUGGGCUGCGACACCUACGAACGGUGAAAAAAAGUGCAGGAGAUCACUGAGAUUUUCUGAAAGAAGUGAAGAUGAUUCGUGAGCUCUGAGUUUUAAUUUGGGAGACUCUUGCUCCACUUAUAGUUUUUUUUAUUUUAGCUCUCGAUUUGUUCACAACAUUUACAUUUACAUUUCUGGAAUGUAAUGAAGUUUUAAUUUUGGAACUA
Messenger RNA from Salvia splendens (bonfire salvia), 597 nucleotides. RefSeq names its product GATA transcription factor 15. Lineage: Eukaryota; Viridiplantae; Streptophyta; Magnoliopsida; Lamiales; Lamiaceae. The transcript is spliced from 3 exons. The record is from RefSeq and is a predicted model, not a curated record. Gene Ontology annotation, biological process: regulation of DNA-templated transcription. Gene Ontology annotation, molecular function: zinc ion binding; sequence-specific DNA binding. The coding region runs from base 1 to 441 and encodes 146 amino acids.